UUUUCCCGGAACCGGAAGUACCCAUUCAGGUGGUUGUGAGACAGCUCUAGCUACACCCUCCUCGAUCUGGGGGUCUGGUCCCGGUCUGGUCCUCAGAGCAGUCGUCGUCCUCGACUCACAGCUCUAUAGCCCGUGCUGGGUCUGUGUGGUGGAGGGUUGGGUUGGUGUGUUUACCUUCCUCAACUUGUGUAGCUUCUAUCAUGGCGGCCGCGGAUCCCCGCUCCUCGAGUGACGGCGGGCCGGCCAGCAGAGGAGGAUUCCCGGCCGGGGAUAGCAGCAACGACCGCGACGGGCCGGGCGGUGGAGGCAGCGGGGAAGGCGAGCGGGACCGGGCGACGUUCGAGUGCAACAUAUGUUUGGACACUGCCAGGGACGCUGUCAUCAGUAUGUGCGGACACUUGUUCUGCUGGCCCUGUCUUCAUCAAUGGUUGGAGACCCGGCCCAGCAGGCAGCAGUGUCCUGUGUGUAAAGCAGGAAUCAGCAGAGAGAAAGUCAUCCCACUGUACGGACGAGGGAGCUCCAGCAAAGAGGACCCCAGGUUGAAAACUCCCCCUCGGCCUCAGGGACAGAGAACAGAGCCAGAGAGUAGAGGAGGGAUGUUUCAAGGCUUCGGGGACACCGGCUUUCACAUGUCUUUUGGCAUCGGUGCUUUCCCGUUUGGCUUCUUCACCACAGUCUUCAACACCAACGACCCCUUUCACAGAGCAGACCAAUAUCCGGGUGAACACCAAGGCAACGGCAACCUCAACAACGGCAACCUCAACAAUGGCAAUAACAACUGGCAAGACUCCCUCUUCCUGUUUGUGGCUAUCUUCCUCUUCUUCUGGCUGCUGAGUGUGUGAUGGCGACCGGAUGAAAGACAAAAGGACAAACUCACUCACUUAACUCGAGCCACACACACACACACACACACACGCACACGCACACACACACAUAUAUUUCUACAUUUCCUAACAGGUACUAACAUCGGAGAGGAAGCAGGGAGAGUCUCUAAACAAGGUGGUUUUCUCCAUCUGGCAAAGGCAGAUUUAGUCAAGCCCCGCCCACCUGCUUUGAUGAUUUUGUUUAUGCAAGAAACACUCACAAGAAAGUAGUGUCAGGCGAAUCCCAAAGUAAAAAGACGAUUGAGAUAAAGAGACAGUAUUAUGAGAUGAAGGUGGGCUUUGGAGAGAUUUGUUUUUGUGUUGAGAUGCAGAAAAACAGGUGGGUGGUUCAAAAUGUUGGGGCAAAUCUGUUUUCACAUUCCUCUUGAAGGAGUCACUGACUUAUUCUUUAAUAUAGAGGAAGAAGAUUGUGGAAAGUUCUAAAAGGCCAAAGAGUAGCUGAUCAGUCACUAAUGAAUCAAGGGGGGGGUUGAAAAAACUAAUGACAGUUUACAGUUUCCUUGUGAAAUGAGCAAGUACUCUAAGAAUUUGCAACAUAACUCUUGACAGCAGUAACAGCACACAUGGAUGCAUUUUUUAUAUACAUUUGUCUUAACAAAAAACUACCAUUGCACUGUGAAGUCAUUUAUAGACGGAUCUACCCUAAAGAUUGGAGCGUGAGCUUGUGUUGAGCCACUUUUUUGCAUCUUUUUUGUUGUUGUUGCUGUACAAACACGGCCAGUUUGGGAGAUUUUCAUAUCAACAUAAGCGACUUGACUUGAGAUAGAAGAAAAAAAGCAAUCCGUCACAGACAGAGAAAAGUUCUGGCUUGCUAAGUAGCUCAUAGAUGCUACAAGUGCAUCAAGACUUAAAGUAGAGCUGAUGCAGUGAAACUAGGGAGGAGAGUCAGUUAACCAAGGAGGUGAAAAGGCCUGCACACUAAGAAGGUUCAAUGAACUUUGUCACAGUUGAUUUUUUUUUCCUGUCUGUUUGUGUCUGAGUGAGUGUGUAUACAUUAUAUAUUUGUACAUAUGAAUAUUGUAAAUGCUGUUUUUAUGUGUUUUCUGAGUGGACGAACAACCACGGUGAGCAAGAGAGGUCAAGAAGUGCGAGUAGCUUCAAGAUGCUUUUGUAAAGCGAGAUCUGCUUCCUGGUUUUCAUGAAUUCCUUCCUUAAACUCAAGAAAAUCUUGCAGCCCAUGUUAAUAACUCUCCUGCCAACCCUCUCCUGUUAAGUUAAAUAAAUGUUAUGAGAGACGAAAA
Molecule: messenger RNA, 2125 nt
Organism: Notolabrus celidotus (New Zealand spotty)
Lineage: Eukaryota; Metazoa; Chordata; Actinopteri; Labriformes; Labridae
Gene: rnf5
Product: ring finger protein 5
Exons: 6
Coding region: 201-842 (213 amino acids)
Biological process (GO): ubiquitin-dependent protein catabolic process
Cellular component (GO): endoplasmic reticulum
Molecular function (GO): ubiquitin-like protein conjugating enzyme binding; ubiquitin protein ligase activity; metal ion binding
Source: RefSeq, a predicted model, not a curated record